This is a messenger RNA of Camelina sativa (false flax), 2952 nucleotides long. NCBI's taxonomy places the organism in Eukaryota, Viridiplantae, Streptophyta, Magnoliopsida, Brassicales, Brassicaceae. The record is from RefSeq and is a predicted model, not a curated record.
AUGGAUGAAGGUUCAUGUCAAUUAGUCGUUUCUUCCAAUUUGCUUUGUGGCUUUUUAGAAGGAAAUUGUGGUGCUGUUGGAGGUGGUGUUGGAGGUGCUGUUGGAGGUGGAGCUGGUGGUGGGGUAGUUGGAGGUGGUGCCGGUGGUGCUAGAGGUAGUGUUGGAGGUGGUGCCGGAGGCGCUGUUGGAGGUGGAGUUGGUGCUGGUGUAGUUGGAGGUGGUGUUGGUGGUGCUAGAGGUAGUGUUGGAGGUGGUGCCGGAGGCGCCGUUGGAGGUGGAGCUGGUGCUGGUAUAGUUGGAGGUGGUGCUGGUGGAGGAGGUGCUAGAGGUAGUGUUGGUGGCGCUGUUGGAGGUGGGGUUGGUGCCGGUGGCGUUGUUGGAGGUGGUGCCAGAGGCGCUGUUGGAGGCGGUGUCGGUGGUGUUGUUGGAGGUGGUACAGGAGGUGCUGUUGGAGGUGGAGCUGGUGGUUCUGGUGGUGCUAGAGGUAGUGUUGGUGGCGCUGUUGGAGGUGGAGUUGGUGGCGCUGUUGGAGGUGGAGUUGGUGCUGGAGGCACUGUUGGAGGCGGUGUCGGUGGUGCUGUUGGAGGCGGUACCGGAGGUGCUGUUGGAGGUGGUGCUAGAGGUAGUGCCGGUGGCGCUGUUGGAGGUGGUGUCGGAGGUGGAGCUGGUGGCGCUGCUGGAGGUAGUGCUGGUGGUGCUGUUGGAGGAGGUGUCGGAGGCGCUGUUGGAGGCGGUGUUGGUGCUGGUGGUGUUGUUGGAGGUGGUACCGCAGGCGCUGUUGGAGGUGGAGUUGGUGCUGGUGUAGUUGGAGGUGGUGCCGGUGGUGCAGUUGGAGGUGAUAGAGGUAAUGUUGGUGGCGCUGUUGGGGGUGGAGUUGGUGCCGGUGGCACUGUUGGAGGUGGUGCCGGAGGCGCUGUUGGAGGCGCUGUCGGUGGUGCUGUUGGAGGUGGUGGCAGAGGUGCUGUUGGAGGUGGAGCUGCAUCUGGUGGUGCAGUUGGAGGAGGUGCCAGUGGUGCAGUUGGAGGUGGUGCUAGAGGUAGUGUUGGUGGUGCUGUUGGAGGUGGAGUUGGUGCCGGUGGCACAGUUGGAGGCGGUGUCGGUGGUGCUGUUGGAGGCGGUGCCGGUGGUGCUGUUGGAGGCGGUGCCGGAGGUGGUGUUGGAGGUGGUGCUAGAGGUAGUGCUGNUGCCGGUGGUGGUGUUGGUAUUGGUGGAGGAGGUUGUGGUAGUGGACGUGGUGCAGCUCGCGGAGGACGUCGUGGUGGUGGUGCUAGUGGAGGUGUUGGGGGAGGUGUAGGAGCUGGAGGCAAAGUAGGCGGAGGAAGUGGUGUUGGUGGCACAAUCGGAGGUGGUGCUAGAGGUGGUGCUGGUGGCUCUGUUGGAGGUGGAAUUGGUGCCGGUGGCGCUGUUGGAGGCGGUGCCGGUGGUGCUGUUGGAGGCGGUGCCGGAGGUGGUGUUGGAGGUGGUGCUAGAGGUAGUGCUGGUGGCGCUGUUGGAGGUGGUGUCGGAAGUGGAGCUGGUAGUGCUGCUGGAGGUAGCGCCGGUGGUGCUGUUGGAGGUGGUGUCGGAGGAGGAGUUGGUGGCGCUGGAGGAGGUGCCGGAGGUGGUGCUGGUGGUGCAGUUGGAGGUGGUGCUAGAGGUAGUGCCGGUGGCGCUGUUGGAGGUGGUGUCGGAGGUGGAGCUGGUGGCGCUGCUGGAGGUAGUGCUGGUGGUGCUGUUGGAGGAGGUGUCGGAGGCGCUGUUGGAGGCGGUGUUGGUGCUGGUGGUGUUGUUGGAGGUGGUACCGCAGGCGCUGUUGGAGGUGGAGUUGGUGCUGGUGUAGUUGGAGGUGGUGCCGGUGGUGCAGUUGGAGGUGAUAGAGGUAAUGUUGGUGGCGCUGUUGGGGGUGGAGUUGGUGCCGGUGGCACUGUUGGAGGUGGUGCCGGAGGCGCUGUUGGAGGCGCUGUCGGUGGUGCUGUUGGAGGUGGUGGCAGAGGUGCUGUUGGAGGUGGAGCUGCAUCUGGUGGUGCAGUUGGAGGAGGUGCCAGUGGUGCAGUUGGAGGUGGUGCUAGAGGUAGUGUUGGUGGUGCUGUUGGAGGUGGAGUUGGUGCCGGUGGCACAGUUGGAGGCGGUGUCGGUGGUGCUGUUGGAGGCGGUGCCGGUGGUGCUGUUGGAGGCGGUGCCGGAGGUGGUGUUGGAGGUGGUGCUAGAGGUAGUGCUGGUGGCGCUGUUGGAGGUGGUGUCGGAAGUGGAGCUGGUAGUGCUGCUGGAGGUAGCGCCGGUGGUGCUGUUGGAGGUGGUGUCGGAGGAGGAGUUGGUGGCGCUGGAGGAGGUGCCGGAGGUGGUGCUGGUGGUGCAGUUGGAGGUGGUGCUAGAGGUAGUGCCGGUGGCGCUGUUGGAGGUGGUGUCGGAGGUGGAGCUGGUACCGGUGGUGCUGUUGGAGGUGGUGUAGGAGGAGGAGUUGGUGGCGCUGUUGGAGGUGCUAUAGGUGGUGGAGUUGGCUUAGGCGGUGGUGUUGGAGGGGGUGGAGGAGGAGGACUUGGUGGUGGUUUAGGCGGUGGUAUUGGAGGUAGUGGAGGAGGAGGACUUGGUGGUGGAAGUGGUUCCGGAGGUGGUGCUGGAGGCGGUGGCGGAGGAGGACUUGGUGGUGGUGUUGGAGGCGGCGGAGGAGGAGGACUUGGUGGUGCUGUUGGAGGAGGUGGAGGUCUCGGUGGUGGUGUUGGUGGCGGAGCAAAUGUUGGUGUAGGAGUUGGAGCCGGAGGCAGUGGAGGAGGAGCUGGUGGUGGCGUUGGAAACCGGCGACACUAAAUCAGAAACAGCAAGUGACUCUUAACAAUUUAGCACUGCAUGCACGUUGCCUCUUUAGUAGUUUGCAUGCACGCUCUCGUUGUUAUCACUUUUAUCUUAUUCUCCUUGUAACCAGUAUAUAAUAUUAAUUAAUAAUGAAUAAACUCUUUACAAAAGAUUAAAAAUUGA